Messenger RNA from Arabis nemorensis, 483 nucleotides. The record is from the annotation of a GenBank genome assembly. Lineage: Eukaryota; Viridiplantae; Streptophyta; Magnoliopsida; Brassicales; Brassicaceae.
AUGGAAGAUCUCAACACAUUUGCAGCUGAUUGCGUCGUUGUAUCGUGUUGUUGCAACUGUCUUGUUCUCCAGAUCGCGAUCUUCAUCUUUCUUGGACUUCCUCAAAAGCUUGUCAAGAAUUCAAGAAAGUGUUAUGCGAAAUGGGGAAUAAAUCGAAGAGUAAAAAGAUUAGGGCUCGGUUGCGAAUGUCAAGAAAAUACCGUGGUUGACUCGGAAUGGAGAAAAGAGUCUUUGAGUAUGGAGAUGGAAGGUUUUGGGUGUAUUGAAGAAGUUGAAAGAGCUUUAGAGGAGUUUUCAAAGAAUGGUGAGUUUUUGUUUGGAAGCUUUUGGGGAAAAGAGAGGCUUCAAAAUUCUUCGUCAAUGUCAAGUUAUGUUAAUGACAACUUUGACAUAAGAUUUGUAAGUGGUUAUGAUAUAAUCGAAGAAAAAUUCUACUCCUUGGAUUAUAAUUAUAUAUUCACAACUUCACAUAAAUUAUAUUGA